AUUAAAUCAUAUUUGCAAAUGCCAAGAACUAGCAAGACUGCCUCAAAAGAUCAAAUUAAAGAGACAUUUCAAAUUCCUCCUAGGGUCAAGAAGAAGAGACAUACUAAAGAGAAAGCACAAGAAGGUAAAACUAACAAGAGGAGAAAGACUCGUGAAGGAUCUUCCACAAGAAAAGCUCAAGUAGUCUCCAGUGAUUCUGAAGAAAAGACCAAGAGUAGAGGCAAAAGAAGGAAGAGAACUGAGCAAGAGAAAAAGAUAAGACAACAGAAAAGAGCUGUCAAUUGUGUCAGACUUAAGAAAUAUUAUGAAAAUAAAGAAUCUAAGGAAAAGAAGCAAGAGCCAAUACAGGACGGUGCUAAGCAGACUGAGAACUCCCCAGAAGUGCCACUAGAUAGAGUCCAGAAGGCUGAGAAGACUAGAGUGAAAAAUGCCAUUAAGCCUGAAAGAGAAGAGAAGAAAGGUGUAGAAGAGACUGAGAAAGGUGAAGAAGCUACUAAGAAAGAUCAGUCAAAAAUAACUCAUGAAGACCUUCCAAUUCUUAGGGUUAGUCUUGAGAACGUCAAGUACAAUGUGAAAUCUGAGAACCAUUCUUCACAAAGCAAGAAUAGUAACGCUGAAGAGAAGGAUUUAAACUUGGUGAAAUUUGAUAAAUCCUUGGAUAAAGCAGAUGCCUUCCUCCUUAAGAUGGACGAUGACUUGGAAACAAUUCCUCAUAACAGUGAUGAUGAAGACUCAUGAGUCACUCUACUGGGUGACGUUUGUGAGAAUGAGAGAUCUGAACUAGCGUUUCUUCGUAAUCUGAUAGAGGAGGUAAAGACAAAAUAUGGAUUCUUAGUGAAGUCAGAUAGAUAUCAAGAUUUUUUGGAGUAUUUGGAUGAGAAAUUCUCAUUCUCACCUUCUACAAAAGGAAAAAUAGGAGAAUCUUUUAACGCAAUGAAGCCGAUCAACCUUUGUGUGUCCAAGCUAGAAACUUACUUUUGCAUAAUGAAUUUUAGACUUGACAACGAAAGUAUAAUCCAUUUCUCAUUCAAGAUUAAGAAGAAUCCUCCAGAGUAA
Molecule: messenger RNA, 1056 nt
Organism: Moneuplotes crassus
Lineage: Eukaryota; Ciliophora; Spirotrichea; Euplotida; Euplotidae
Source: the annotation of a GenBank genome assembly